UGCGCCGGGUCCAUGCGGUUCCGGGUCUAACUUUUGGUUUUCCAUUCCCAAAGAAACUGAGGCUCGGAGCCGGAGCGAGCACCCGAAACCCACAGGACACCUGGCCUCGGGUGAGGGUGUUCAAACUCAGAAGACAGGGUCUCGCUAUUGUGGCUGCGUUGGCGCCGGGACUCGAACCUCCUGAGCCCAACUCUGAGCCGUGAGGUCUUGUGGAGCUGAAAUGACUCACUCUUUGGUUUGUGCAGACACAGUGAGCAGGGUGAGUUCGGUGCUGAAUCGCAACACGCGGCAGUUUGGAAAGAAACACCUGUUUGACCAGGACGAGGAGACGUGCUGGAACUCGGACCAGGGCCCCUCCCAGUGGGUGAUACUGGAGUUUCCCCAGCGCAUCCGUGUAUCCCAGCUACAGAUCCAAUUCCAGGGGGGCUUUUCCAGUCGCCGAGGCUGCCUGGAAGGUUCUCAGGGAAGUGAGGCUCUCAGUAAGAUUGUGGACUUCUACCCCGAAGACAACAACUCAAUUCAAACGUUCCCUGUGCCAGCUGCUGAGGUGGACCAGCUAAAGGUAACUUUUGAGGACGCCACUGACUUUUUUGGCCGUGUGGUCAUCUACCACCUGCGAGUGCUAGGGGAGAAGAUUUGAGGCCACUGGGCA
Pteronotus mesoamericanus is the source of this 652-nucleotide messenger RNA. RefSeq names its product nuclear receptor 2C2 associated protein (gene NR2C2AP). NCBI's taxonomy places the organism in Eukaryota, Metazoa, Chordata, Mammalia, Chiroptera, Mormoopidae. The record is from RefSeq and is a predicted model, not a curated record. The coding region runs from base 221 to 640 and encodes 139 amino acids. The transcript has 6 exons.